Messenger RNA from Polistes canadensis, 2532 nucleotides. RefSeq lists its product as uncharacterized. The transcript has 7 exons. Lineage: Eukaryota; Metazoa; Arthropoda; Insecta; Hymenoptera; Vespidae. Gene Ontology annotation, biological process: double-strand break repair. Bases 562 to 2451 code for a protein of 629 amino acids. Gene Ontology annotation, molecular function: metallopeptidase activity; polyubiquitin modification-dependent protein binding. The record is from RefSeq and is a predicted model, not a curated record. Gene Ontology annotation, cellular component: BRCA1-A complex; BRISC complex.
GCACAUCUAACCUCUAAAAAAAAAACAAUACAUGAAUAAAUAAUAAUAGUGUUUUCAACAAAACAGCUUUGCAAAUAAAAUAAAUAUUCUCAGUAGAAGUCAUACGUUAUUGGCAGAAUUCAUUUAAGCUGCUUUUUCUGUUAAAUGCAGCUAAUGUUUAUUGUAUUAUUUACUAGGUAGCAUCCUAGUAGAAAAUAUUUAAAACACCAUUAUAUUUAAUUUAUUAUGGAAAUAUACAGGAACCUAUGUUCUACCAAUGGUAGCAAAAUUUUUGUUCAGCCUUACGCUUACAUUUGUUUUUAUCAUAUAUAAAUUAAAACACUGUCAGUUUACAAGAUUUGAAUCAUUUUGUAAAAAAUGAAAAAAUUACACCAAAUCAAGUCGGUAAUCAUGAAGUAUUAUUCUCGCAAACUGUCACUUAUAUCUUGGAUUACUAUGAGUCUGGGAUAGCAUGAACGUUUCCAAGAAAUAGAUUAAUAAAAUGACAAAGACACGAAUCUUGUGAACGUUUCAUUGACAUCACUUUUUCUAUUGAUUUUAAUACAUUUUGGAUAAUAAAAAAUGUCGCAAACAACAGAAAUAAUACAAACAACUGGAGAAAUUACAGAAGAGGGACACGAAAAAGCUCAAGUCAAUACUCCUUUACAAGUAGUCAGAGUACCCGUGAAACAUGCCAAUCUUGGAAUACGUAGUCAUGCGAUGGACAUGAGUACAAUGGUCGAACUGACAUCAUUCAGUACACUUGGAAAAAUACAACCCUUUUUAGUUACAAUCACAACCACUGCUGCAUUAUUAGUUGAUUUACAUUGUCAUUUAACCGACAAAGAAAUAUGUGGAUAUUUGGGUGGACAUUGGGAUAUUAAUUCUCAUAAUCUAUCCAUAACAUGCGCAUUUCCAUGUCGAUAUUCUGGUAAAGAUAAAUCGGCUGCGGCUGCUGUAGAAGCAGAAAUUGCAAAAGCCAUGGAAUGGAAGCAUGUAACUCUUGUUGGUUGGUAUCAUUCACAUCCCAGAUCGCAUGCUUCGCCAUCUCUCAGAGAUGUUGACGCUCAAUUAGAUUAUCAAAUUAAAAUGAAAGGACCUAGUGAUAACAGUUACAUGCCUUGCGUUGGUUUAAUAUGCUCUCCUUACAACAUGGAUGGUAAUUGCUAUGAAUCAAAUUUUAACGUCUUUUGGUCACUGCCACCUCCUGAAAAUCGACCUCAUGAAUAUCCACGUCCUAUGCUUCUUAGCUAUACUUUAUCUCAAGAACAUUUUCUUGCUCAGGAUACAUUAGAAGAAAUAAGACGAUGCAUAGAAUAUUAUAGGAGCGAAGGAGGUAUUGAUUUUACUGCUAAUUUUAAUAACAAUACUACAUACCUUGAACGUUUAAGAUGUUCUUUAGCAUCCAAAUUACCUGGACGUAAUCGUGCUAACGGAUCUUACUGGGAUGUAAUCAGAGAAAUGAUUUGUCCUGGUUCAAAAGAUGGGAAUACACCGGAAUUUCUUACGGUUAAAUUUCCACUUGUACCAGUAUCCGAGUCUCUUGUUCCUCCGGUCCCACCUGGUGUUAGUCUUCCAACUUACAACGCAGCAGUCUUUCUAGCACCUGUAAACUUUAAACCAGACAGUGCGAUAAUUACACCUACAUCUAAACCAUUUGUCAUGCAACCGUCUACUUCUAGAGACAAUGUCAGAAAAGAUAGUGCUACAGGAACAGACACAGCAUCCAUAACACAAAUAAAAGAUGCGAAUACUGGUGUGUCUAAACAUAUGUCACCACCAGAAAUGAUUCGAAGUUUUCAAUCGGGUGAGCUAACGGUAUCAGUGAAGAACACAAAAUGCGAUUACGAUUUUCCAUCAACAGAUUUUUCCAAAUUACCCAAUCCUGUGGGAACUGAUAUUACGGGUAAUAAAACUCGGGCCUCAACUACCCCUGAUUUUCCUUUAACGGAUAUUACACACCAGAUAACUAAGUUUCAAGACUUUACGAAAUUAGCGAAUUUUUCUGCCGCCGAUUUAGCAAAGUUGUCCGGUUUUCCGAUGCCAGAUUUUUCAAGAACAUCUUCGCCCUCGCCAUCGGCAUAUAUGAGAAACAUAGCUAAUUUAUUCGGCCCUUUUGGUAAAGUUUCACCCGCGAGAGAGACAGAUGGUACGGAACGUAAAAUAAGUGAAUUUUCAAUCGGCGAAGUUACUCAGUCGCCAUUUAAACCUACGUCAGGAAACGUAGAUCUUGGAAAAAAUGUUUCUAUUAGUGCGGAGGAUUAUUCCAGUGGGAAAAAAUUAGACAUUCAAAAUGAUACUAAACUUGUUCGAUCCAACGAAUAUCAAGGAACUGAAGAUCUAUCCAAUUCUUCCAGUAUUAAAUCUGAUUUUGGUGGUAUGCUUGACAUGACCAAUUUACACAAGAAACAGCAAUCUCAAAUCGGUGAUAUAAAUGAUACGUCGCUUAAUUUAUCGAAGGAUCGUCAGUAAUUCUUAUAUUACAUCGAUCAAUUUAAUCUUGACGAUAAAGUACACGUGAACAUUGCGAAUGUUUAUAAUAGCAUUUCUCAA